Knipowitschia caucasica is the source of this 1491-nucleotide messenger RNA. The record is from the annotation of a GenBank genome assembly. NCBI's taxonomy places the organism in Eukaryota, Metazoa, Chordata, Actinopteri, Gobiiformes, Gobiidae.
AUGACUCUUAAAAACGAGCCUCCCGCGAUGGAACGAGUUCACGGUGAUAUUCGUCGGUGGAAAAGUCCAGAAUUGUGGAAAAGAGGACAGACUUGUUCCGCCAUCUUCAGCUCCAGCAGCGCCGCGGCUCUGAGGGGGGCCGUGACCAGAGCAGGCCGAUUAUCAGCUCUGAGGGGCGGGCUCAGGAGCUCCAGGGGGCGGGCUCAGGAGCUCCAGGGGGCGGGCUCAGGAGCUCCAGUGGGCGGGUCAGGAGCUCCAGAGGGCGGGUCAGGAGCUCCAGGGGGCGGGCUCAGGAGCUCCAGGGGGCGGGCUCAGGAGCUCCAGGGGGCGGGUCAGGAGCUCCAGGGGGCCGGCCUCUGUCAGACCUGUGUCUCUGGGGUUGUGCUGGUCCCAGAGGAGGAGCAGAGGAGCAGAGGAGCAGAGGAGGAGGAGAGGAGAGGAGCAGAGGAGCAGAGGAGCAGAGGAGGAGAGGAGGAGGAGGAGCAGAGGAGCAGAGGAGCAGAGGAGGAGGAGAGGAGAGGAGCAGAGGAGGAGCAGAGGAGGAGGAGAGGAGAGGAGCAGAGGAGGAGCAGAGGAGGAGGAGAGGAGCAGAGGAGAGGAGCAGAGGAGGAGGAGAGGAGAGGAGCAGAGGAGGAGCAGAGGAGGAGGAGAGGAGAGGAGCAGAGGAGGAGCAGAGGAGGAGGAGAGGAGCAGAGGAGAGGAGCAGAGGAGGAGCAGAGGAGGAGAGAGAGGAGCAGAGGAGGAGCAGAGGAGCAGACACACGGAGACAUGCACCGUGCCCUCGGGAGGAGCGGGCUGGUCGGGCUCGCAGUGGGAGCCACGGCGGGUCUGGGGCUGUUGGCGCUCAUCAUUUACCGGGGGAUGAGGAGGAGGUGCCCGGCUCUUUCAGCUCCAGCGGAGGAGGAGGUGACAGGGGAGAGGAGGCUGAUGGACGGGCUGGAGGCUCAGGAGAUGGAAGCGCAGCAGCAGGCCCUCGCUGCUGUGGAGGCUGUGGUCCAGGGCCUGUCUCCAGACCAGCAGGUGGCGCUGAGGCAGCAGCUGGACCAGGUCCUGUGCUGUGUCACCUCUCUGCGCUCGGAGGUGGCUGAGCUGAGAGGGGGGCUCCAGGACAUCGCUCUGCAGAUCAUCCAGGACGUCAAAAAGGGGGUGGAGGACUCUCAGCGCAGCCGCAGACGUCGGCCUCACGUUCCCAGAGAGCGCCUCGACUCCACCACCUCCAGCUCCGUUUACUUCACGGCGAGUCAGGAGGGGGGGGGCGUGACCAGCACCUACGAGACCAGCGAGGGGGGCGAGGGGGGCGUGACCAGCACCUACGAGUCCAGCGAGGGGGUGAGUCCAGCAAGGGGGGUGAGACCAGCGAGGGGGGGCGAGUCCAGCACCUAUGAGACCAGCGAGGGGGGGCGUGACCAGCACCUACGAGACCAGCGAGGGGGGGUGAGUCCAGCGAGGGGGGGCGUGACCAGCACCUACGAGACCAGCGAGGGGGGGUGA